Cuscuta europaea is the source of this 1483-nucleotide messenger RNA. The record is from the annotation of a GenBank genome assembly. NCBI's taxonomy places the organism in Eukaryota, Viridiplantae, Streptophyta, Magnoliopsida, Solanales, Convolvulaceae.
UUUUAUCAUUUUUAAUUACUCCGAAUUUAAUUAACAGAUUUAUAACAAAUUUGGAACCUUUCUCGGAAAGAGAUGAUGGCAUCCAACAGAGAGGCGCGACGGCGACGUAUAGUUGACAAAGGAUCCGACCGGAUUGCCCUCAUCACCGGCCAGAUCCGCUGCCUCCAGCCGAGCUGCGUCUCCGAAUCCGAACUGCGACAUUCCCACACCGCCUCAUGUCCGCCCUAUCUCUCUCCCGAAGCCCACCAACCCGACCUUCCAUCCCUGGGCUCUAUUGCUGAAGACUCGGUUUCUGGGCAUAUGUUGGAAAAUGAUAAUGAGUUUGUUUCUGAGCCUGGCCAUAAGAACAUGUAUGAAGGUGAAAACAGAGAGGGCACUGGAGUUUCUUCACCAUUGGGUUUGAACAGCAAACAAGUACAGGUCUCAUCUGCUGCAAUUACUGCUUCUGAAGGGGGGGAUCAUCGUCAUCAUAGAAAGCGAACGAGCAACCAUCCAAGUAUCUUCACUCCCCAGAAAAUCAUUUCUGCCAUUAAAUCAUGCGAGAGCAUUCGCAUUCGCUGCUCUCUAGCAGCUUCUCUUCUAGUAGUAUUAUGUUAUGUAGGAUGUCCUAUCCUGGGAACCCACUUGGUUAAAAGUAUUGUCCUAUUCAGACCACUGUUUUUGCUUCUUCUGACCAACACAUCGAUCGUUGUUGGACACCUUCUCUUAGAAAACGCAGGGUCUGGAAGGGUGGUUCAACAGGAAUCUAGCAGUGGAGUUUUAGCAGACGAUAAUGAUUGGGCAGAUAGGGUGGGAAAAGCCUUAGAGUUUUGGCUGACGUUGCAGAAAGUUAUGGGUGCACUGUUCAUUGAUGCUAGUGUAUAUGCAAUAUCAGUUAUAUGCAUCCUUUCCUUUACACAACAACUUGGAUGCAGGAGGUGCAAUCUUGAGGGACAGGGAUGGUCGUUUGGUGCGGGCAGCAGCAUUUCCGAUUCAGGCUUCAUCUCCUCUUGAAGCAGAACUGCUUUCGAUACUCCUAGCUACGAAAUGGGUGAUUAGCGAAGGUUUCUCUAACUUCCAGGUAGAGAUGGAUUCUACUGCGGUGCUGGAUUACAUGAAAGAUGGUGGCUCAGGCAGAUGGCGUUGCAGAUUAGAUAGGUUGUUGGAUCCGUCUGGAAUCAGCGAUGUUUCCUAUUCUAGCGUGUGGAGGCAGGGUAAUUGGGUCGCUCACUUCCUGGUCCAUCAGGAUGUGGCCCAAUGGAUAUAUUUUAACAGAGUACAGGAUCUACCGGCCCUGGCACGGAACUCCUAUUUUAUGGAUCUCUUUGGACUCCCCUCACUUCGUAUUGGCUGACUUUUGUGUUUAUUUCCCAGUUUUUGUAACUUUUUUUGACAGACUUUGGUCUGGUCCUCCUCUCUUUUGUAAUCCUUCUUCCUGUCUUAAUAAAAUUUCGGUAAAUGACCCCUGGCAUUUACCCCACUGAUUUUGGUGGUUGACCUCCCU